This is a messenger RNA of Grosmannia clavigera kw1407, 606 nucleotides long. Its product is annotated as pua RNA-binding domain protein. The transcript has 2 exons. Gene Ontology annotation, molecular function: RNA binding. Gene Ontology annotation, biological process: formation of translation preinitiation complex. NCBI's taxonomy places the organism in Eukaryota, Fungi, Ascomycota, Sordariomycetes, Ophiostomatales, Ophiostomataceae. The record is from RefSeq and is a predicted model, not a curated record. The coding region runs from base 1 to 606 and encodes 201 amino acids.
AUGUUUAAGAAGGACAUAUCGUCAGCCCCGCCGCAGAAGCUCAAGACGUCGGUGCAGCGAUCGUUGCGGCAAUCGCUGCUGUCGACGUAUCCGCUGCUGGCGCCGUAUGCCGACGAGCUGCUGCCGAAGAAGGCGUCGCUGCAGUCGAUCAAGCUGCCUGAUCGUGCGGUCCUCUACGUGCUCGACCACGAGCCGCUCUUCUUCGAGUCCGGCAAGCCCGGUGACGUCCCGCUGCUGCCGCAUCUCCGUCUCGUCCACCGCUUCCCCCAGGCCUUUCCGAGCAUCCGCAUCGACCGUGGCGCGAUCCGGUACGUUCUCGGCGGCGCCACCCUCAUGGCUCCGGGCCUGACCAGCGCUGGUGGCCGCCUGCCGGCGCCGCAGGAAGGCCAGGCCGACGGCCACGAGGGCGUCGACGACGAGGGCCGCUGGAGCCGCGAGCUCGAAAAGGGCGAGCCCGUCGUGAUUACGGCCGAGGGCAAGCUCGAGGCCUGCGCCGUCGGUCUGCUCGUGGCUGGCACCAAAGAGGUCAAGGACAAGGGCAAGGGCCCCGUCGUCGAGGACGCGCACUUUCUCGGCGACGGGCUCUGGCGUCUGGGAAUGGACUGA